Notothenia coriiceps (black rockcod) is the source of this 740-nucleotide messenger RNA. RefSeq names its product jumonji domain containing 8 (gene jmjd8). Bases 102 to 725 code for a protein of 207 amino acids. The record is from RefSeq and is a predicted model, not a curated record. Gene Ontology annotation, molecular function: cis-regulatory region sequence-specific DNA binding. Lineage: Eukaryota; Metazoa; Chordata; Actinopteri; Perciformes; Nototheniidae. Gene Ontology annotation, cellular component: nucleus. The transcript has 6 exons.
GGCAGGAAGUGAAAAUACUUCAUUCUCAGGGAUGAUGCGAGAAAUUCACAGGGUUUCUCCUUAAUUUAGUUAUAAUUUAGAUUUCUGUGAUAAAGUUUUGAAUGGAAUAUAAUACGGCUGUAUUAACUGCAUGUGCUCAGUUUGUUUUAUUAUGUUUUAUUGGGAUAAAAGCAGCGGAACCGUCGGGCGACGGAGGCGGAUGGUCUUCAGACUCAGGCUUCAGACUACAGGAUGAAGGAGAUUGUAACAUCGACAUUUUGGACGGCUUUUCCCUCUCACAUCAACAGUUCAUUGAAAGAUAUGCGUACAGCAGACCGGUGAUCCUCAGAGGUCUGACUGACAACACGAGGUUCAGGUCGCUGUGCUCCAAGGCCAGUUUGUUGGAAGAAUACGGCGCCCGCAAAGUUCGUCUCAGCACAGCGAACACGUUCUCUUACAGGAAAGUGGACAUCCCUCUGCAGGAGUAUGUGGACGAUCUGCUGCGGCCGCAGUCUGCAGACGCACUCGGCAGCGAGACGCUGUAUUUCUUUGGAGACAACAACUUCACAGAGUGGCAGAGUUUGUUUGAGCAGUACGAGUCUCCCCCGUACGCUCUGCCUCACACCAGCGGAGCGUACAGCUUCGGGAUCGCAGGUUCGUUCUGCUCAAAUCCAAUCACACACAAUGCUGCAGAAUGUCAACGUGUGGCCUGUUCUACGUUUAGUUUAGUCCUACGCUGGUUGUGAUGUCAAACGUUUAAA